Molecule: messenger RNA, 945 nt
Organism: Didymodactylos carnosus
Lineage: Eukaryota; Metazoa; Rotifera; Eurotatoria; Philodinida; Philodinidae
Source: the annotation of a GenBank genome assembly
AUGCCAAGGUUCGGUGGUCCUACCACCAUGUUUCGUUUACCAAGUGUCCAAUUACCCUCGCAAGAUGUCAAAGUAUGUUUUGUCGGUAUUCCGUUAGAUAUUGGAACAUCGAAUAGGCCAGGAACUCGUUAUGGUCCACGAUCGAUACGAGCGGAAUCGUGUUUAAUUCGUCCAUAUAAUAUGGCUACACGCGCUGCACCCUUCGACUCAUUUCAAGUCGCUGAUGCGGGUGAUGUACCAAUAAAUACAUUUAAUCUUCAAAAAUCGGUCGAUAUAGUUACAAACUAUUAUGAUGAACGGAUAUUUAAACACGGUAUUAUUCCUUUAACGUUGGGUGGAGAUCAUACUCUUGUGCUACCGAUACUGCGUGCUGUUCGAAAACACUAUGGACCUAUAGGUCUGAUUCAUGUCGAUGCUCAUUCUGAUAUUAAUGAUACAAUGUUUGGUGAGAAACUAGCUCAUGGUACACCAUUUCGUAGAGCUGUUGAAGAAGGUUUGCUCGACUGUGAACGUGUCGUACAAAUAGGUCUACGUGGUACAGGCUAUGCUGCUGAUGAUUUCGACUGGGCGCGUAAACAAGGAUUUCGUGUUGUACAGGCAGAAGAAUGUUGGCACCGGUCAUUAACAACACCAUUAAUGACGGAAGUGCGUGAUCAAAUGAAAGAUGGACCGGUUUAUUUAAGUUUUGACAUUGACUCGUUGGACCCUUCGUAUGCUCAAGGCACCGGUACACCAGAAAUUGGUGGUUUAACAACAAUUCAAGCUUUAGAAAUUAUUCGGGGUUUAAAAGGUUUAAAAGUAAUCGGAUGUGAUCUUGUGGAAGUAUCCCCAAUGUAUGAUACAUCCGGAAAUACGGCGUUACUAGCUGCAAAUCUACUGUUUGAAAUGCUAUGUAUACUACCAGGCGUAAAAUAUCGAACAAAUAAUGUUAAAAUGCCUUGUUAG